Messenger RNA from Aplosporella prunicola CBS 121167, 1545 nucleotides. RefSeq lists its product as uncharacterized. Gene Ontology annotation, molecular function: oxidoreductase activity, acting on NAD(P)H, heme protein as acceptor. Gene Ontology annotation, biological process: heme A biosynthetic process. The record is from RefSeq and is a predicted model, not a curated record. Lineage: Eukaryota; Fungi; Ascomycota; Dothideomycetes; Botryosphaeriales; Aplosporellaceae. The transcript has 2 exons. Gene Ontology annotation, cellular component: mitochondrial inner membrane. The coding region runs from base 1 to 1545 and encodes 514 amino acids.
AUGGCGGCUUCCCUCUUUUCACCUCUGGGGCGCGUGGCCACUCCGCGUCUGCUGUCGCGCGCCUGCUUCUUCCCAGGCUCUACUACCACCACUCCUGCCAUUCUCGCCGCCGUCCGAUGGAACUCGACCGGACCCAAGCCCAAGUCGCCUCUGGGUGCUCUUGCCGACACUAUCACUCGCGUCCCCAAGUCUCCUGCCCCGCUGCAACCCGGCUUCGCGCCCAUCAAGCCCACCACCUCCGCCAAGUCCGACCCCAAGUCCGACCCCGUCUACGAAUCCACUUCCGAUGCCCACUCCUCCAGCUUCCCCAAAGUCAGUGACAAAAAGGUUGGCUACUGGCUGCUUGGCAGUGCUCUCAGCGUCUUUGGCAUUGUCGUAUGGGGUGGCCUCACCCGCCUGACAGAGUCUGGUCUCAGCAUCACCGAAUGGCGUCCCGUAACCGGUUCCUUUUACCCCAUGACCCAGGAGGCCUGGGACGAAGAGUUCUCCAAGUACCGUGCCUCGCCCGAGUUCGCCCUCCUCAACCCGCGCAUGACCCUCGACGAGUUCAAGAAGAUUUACUUUAUGGAAUGGUCGCAUCGUCUCUGGGGCCGCUUCAUUGGCGUCUCCUUCCUGCUGCCCACCAUCUACUUCAUCGCCCGUAAGCGCGUGACUAAAUCCAUGGCAUUGAAACUCGUCGGCAUCUGUGGCAUGAUUGGCUUCCAAGGCUUCAUCGGCUGGUGGAUGGUCGCUAGCGGCCUGAAAGACGACCUGUUUGCGCCUGGUAGCCACCCCCGUGUGUCCCAGUAUCGUCUGACUGCCCAUCUGGGUGCUGCUUUUGUUGUCUACUCUGCCAUGCUUCUCUCUGGUCUCUCCAUCCUACGCGAACACCGCUGGCUCAAAGACCCUGCCGCCGCAACCAAGCUCAUCCAGGAACUUAGCAACAGCCGUCUCCGCACUUUCAAGCGCCUUGUAACUGCUCUGUCUGCUCUCGUCUUCGUCACGGCCAUGUCCGGCGCUUUGGUUGCUGGUCUCGACGCCGGUCUCAUUUACAAUGAGUUCCCUUGGAUGGGUCUGGGCCUGACUCCUCCCAAGAAAGAACUCUUUGACCCCUUCUACAGCCACACUCCCGACCAAUCUGACCUUUGGUGGCGCAACAUGCUGGAGAACCCAUCGCUGGUGCAGCUGGACCACCGCUGUCUGGCCGUCACCACCUUCACUGCCAUCAUCGGUCUCUUCGCCUUUGCGCGCUACAACACGCGCCUCCGCGCCGCGUUGCCCCGCCCCGCGAAGAAGGGUCUCACCGGUGUCGUACACAUCGCGUGGAUGCAGGUCGCGCUUGGUAUCAGCACACUCAUCUACAUGGUCCCCACACACCUAGCCGCGACGCACCAGGCCGGCAGCCUCGCGCUACUGAGCAUGUCACUCAUCCUCUGGAGCAGGCUGCGCACGCCGCGCGGGUUGGUCAAGAUGGUCAAUACUAAGGCGGCAGCAGGCCCGAGGGCUGCAAGCAGGGUCACUAGGCCGCAGUCAGCGCCGUCAAAGGCUGCGAUUGCGGCUGCUUAG